This is a messenger RNA of Psammomys obesus (fat sand rat), 817 nucleotides long. RefSeq names its product transmembrane protein 9 (gene Tmem9). Lineage: Eukaryota; Metazoa; Chordata; Mammalia; Rodentia; Muridae. The coding region runs from base 103 to 654 and encodes 183 amino acids. The transcript is spliced from 6 exons. Gene Ontology annotation, cellular component: lysosomal membrane. The record is from RefSeq and is a predicted model, not a curated record.
UAGCAACCAAUAGAAGCUGGAGGGGUGGAGCCUGCUGGUUUGUGGCGGCUGCGGCGGAGCUUGCAGGCGUCUGGUCUUGCUGGCUCAGCACGCCUGAUAAGCAUGAAGCUGCUGUGUUUGGUGGCUGUGGUGGGGUGCUUGCUGGUACCCCCAGCUCAAGCCAACAAGAGCUCUGAAGAUAUUCGGUGCAAAUGCAUCUGUCCACCUUAUAGAAACAUCAGCGGGCACAUUUACAACCAGAAUGUGUCUCAGAAGGACUGCAAUUGCCUGCAUGUGGUGGAGCCCAUGCCAGUGCCCGGCCACGAUGUGGAAGCCUACUGCCUGCUCUGCGAGUGCCGGUACGAGGAGCGCAGCACCACCACCAUCAAGGUCAUCAUCGUCAUCUACCUGUCUGUGGUAGGGGCCCUCUUACUCUACAUGGCCUUCCUGAUGCUGGUGGACCCUCUCAUUCGGAAACCAGACGCUUACACUGAGCAGCUACACAAUGAAGAGGAGAAUGAGGAUGCACGCUCCAUGGCAGCAGCUGCUGCAUCCAUUGGAGGACCCCGAGCAAACACUGUCCUGGAACGAGUGGAAGGCGCUCAGCAGCGAUGGAAGCUGCAGGUGCAGGAGCAGCGGAAGACGGUCUUCGAUCGACACAAGAUGCUCAGUUAGAUGGCUGACAUGGUUGCAUCAGGGACCCAGGCCAUGGCUACCAGCUUCUGGGGUUGGACAGAGCCAGUGGCUAAUUCCCUUCCCUAUUUGAAGUCUUCCCUCAAAAACCCAUGGCAUCUGUCCUUCUCCCUCUCUAGAAAUGUACUUGACUGUUAAAACUAGG